This is a messenger RNA of Nematolebias whitei (Rio pearlfish), 1565 nucleotides long. Its product is annotated as aldo-keto reductase family 1 member B10. The transcript is spliced from 10 exons. Gene Ontology annotation, molecular function: aldose reductase (NADPH) activity. Gene Ontology annotation, cellular component: cytosol. Bases 77 to 1027 code for a protein of 316 amino acids. The record is from RefSeq and is a predicted model, not a curated record. NCBI's taxonomy places the organism in Eukaryota, Metazoa, Chordata, Actinopteri, Cyprinodontiformes, Rivulidae.
GGCGCUCCGCUCGCUGCUGCCAGAGCCCUAUAAAGAGAUUCCUCUGGUCCUCCCGCUCCACUUCUGUUUUGCAGCAAUGGCUACCACAGUGAAACUCGUCACCGGUACCGAAAUGCCCAUUUUGGGACUGGGCACAUGGAAGUCUCCACCUGGGAAGGUCUCGGAGGCAGUGAAAGCAGCCAUUUUGGCUGGUUACAGACACAUUGAUGGGGCGUUCGUCUAUCAGAACGAGACGGAGGUGGGUGAGGGGGUCAACGCCAUGAUCAAGGAUGGAGUGGUGAAGAGGGAAGAUCUCUUCAUUGUCAGUAAGCUGUGGUGCACUUUCCAUGAGAAGCCCCUGGUACGGAAAGCCUGUGAGAAGACUCUCAGUGAUCUCAACCUGGACUACUUAGACCUCUAUCUAAUGCACUGGCCCAUGGGUUUUCAGUCUGGUGGUGAUCUUUUUCCUUUGGACAGUAAUGGAGAAACGAUCCCUGAUAAUACUCACUUCCUGGAAACAUGGGAGGGAUUGGAAGAGCUCGUUGACGCUGGUUUGGUCAAAGCUAUCGGCAUCUCUAACUUCAACAAGGACCAGAUUGAAGCCCUUCUCAACAAGCCAGGCCUUAAGUACAAGCCUGCCAAUAACCAGAUUGAGUGCCACCCAUAUCUGACCCAGGAGAAGCUGAUCAACUACUGCCACUCUCAGGGCAUCACAGUGACAGCUUACAGCCCUCUCGGGUCCCCAGACAGACCCUGGGCUAAACCAGAAGACCCUUCACUUUUAGACAAUCCUACCAUUAAAGCCAUCGCUGAGAAGCACAAGAAGACAUCUGCUCAGGUCUUGAUCCGCUUCCACAUUCAGAGAAACGUGAUUGCGAUCCCUAAAUCCAUCACACCGCAGCGCAUUCAGGAGAAUUUCCAGGUGUUUGACUUUGAACUGACUGAAGAGGAAAUGAAAACGAUCUUAGGAUUCAACAGGAACUGGAGAGCCUGUCCAAUGCACUGGGGGAUACAUCACAAGGACUAUCCAUUCAACACUGAAAUCUAAAAUAAAAUGCUCCGACGGUCCACAGGUGCUCAAGGUUCUCCAGAUGCAUUUCUGUCAGAGCUUUUAAGGAAAUUUCAUUUGAGCUCAUUGUAUAUUUGUUCUGUUUUGUUGCGACUCAAAUUUAGCUGCCGAAGCUUGUUUUUUUUUUUGUUUUGUUUUUUUACGGUGUUAAUAAAUGAUGACUUUCACCUGCUUUUAACGUAACAGGUGUUUAUGAGAGUAAAAACUGGAAAGAUUGUAGCAUUACAUUUUGAAAUAAGGAAAAAUGUGUCUAAGAUAAACUUUUCCAAAUUAUAUGUCGUUAUAGUUUUAUAGAAGAAAAUAUGUGCUCCUUGUUUGCUUAUUUUAUAUUAGGCAGAAAAAUGAGGACUUUUGAUUACAUUAUAAAUGGUUUAUUUUAUUGCAAAAUUCUAAACACACGCCUCCAAAAUACAGAACAUGUUUACAUCAACCUCUGUGGCUGUGCACGGUCCUGUUAAAAAACACUUUGCUUUCACUUCCUGUUUUGUUUGUGUGUGAAGCGCUCCAUUAAAAUCCU